This is a messenger RNA of Lutra lutra (Eurasian river otter), 4140 nucleotides long. RefSeq names its product spermatogenesis-associated protein 31E1-like. The record is from RefSeq and is a predicted model, not a curated record. The transcript is spliced from 5 exons. Lineage: Eukaryota; Metazoa; Chordata; Mammalia; Carnivora; Mustelidae. Bases 100 to 4104 code for a protein of 1334 amino acids.
GAUGUGGGCGUGGGGCUUGUGUCUGCACCUCCACCCCCAGGGCUCAGUUGCCUGAGGGCAGCAGUGCGAUCAGACACCAAUGCUUUACAGAGGAAAGAGAUGGAGAAUUAUCUCUUCCCUCAGAAAUUCUUCACUGAUUGUUGGCUGAGCUCCAGUCCCACUAUCUGGGCAGUUAAUGCCAUCUUUGCAUUUGUAUGUGGACUGGGGGUCUUCGUCCGCUUACUUUCCUAUUUCCAGCCUGAUCCAUCCUCACCACCAUGCAAGAAAUAUAGGAAGAGCAGGAAGUGCCAAGGGGAGCCAUGGAGAAGGAGCAACAGAAGCCAGAAAAAACAGACUCUGAAAGCUUGCAGAAGUUGCCAGCAAGAGCUGGAAGAGGUCCACAGCUUAGUCUCCCUUCUGCAAAGCCACCUGGCGAGGCUCUCUGACCAGGGGGGCUUUCACCAGCUCUUACGUCAAGCAGCCCCUGGGCAGUUGCACCGAGGGGUGUCAGCUGGAGCCCAUCAGCCAUGCAGGGAGCCUGUGGAAGAUGCUGCUCCCGCCACGGGCCCAUCACCUGCUCGUGCUCCGCUGACGGGGCUCCCUCAGCCUCUGGCCUCCAUCCUGCCAGCGAGACCUCAAGAAGAGCAAACUAACUUUAAAAAAAUCCUGCCGGACACAGUGAGAAAGAACUUUCUUCCAGAUGUCCAGAAUCUCCUUGAACUACUAAUUAGCAAAAAGGUAGAACUGAAGAGUUGUAAGGAGAAAAAAAAAGGUGGGUCAGUUGUCAAACAGUGGUGCCCAGACGACCACGUGAGCUUCUGGGGGACUCUGUGGAAGCUGCUGGGUGCUGAGCAGAACACCACCACCCCGCCGUCCUUCUGGAAUAUGAAAAACAAACCAGAGCCACUGGCCCAAACUCAGCCAUUCUCAUCUCCCAAGGUUUUGGAAGACCACUUGCAAUGGAAACACAGCCAGCUCUUCUGGGGUCUCCCCUCUCUGCAUAGUGAGUCCCUGGUGGCCACUGCCUUGUUCUCUACUCACUCUUCUCGACUACAGGCUCCCUCUGUUUUAUUCAAUGGGACCUCUAAUUGCUUGCCAGUUCUAAUUCAGGAUCAAAUAUCUUCACAGUUUUCCCACGCCCCACCCUUGCUCCACCAUGGGAUCCAACCCCAACCCUCAACGCUAACCUUGCCCCAGCCCCAGGCCCCCCUUGCAACCUCUGUCCCAAUAGGACCACCUUUUCUCCCAUCCCAGAGGAGGACCAGUAGGGUAUCUUGUCCUACAUCCCAGAAGAAGACACAAUCCUUCAUCCCAACUGAAAUGCAACAUCUGGAGUGGCCCUUGUUGCCAAAGCAACAAGAAAGGGGGAAGACUUUACCCACUAUGGAGAAAAGAUCUCCAAAAUUCUUUAGUCAAGUCCCUCCAAAGCUUCCGGUGGACCACCAGGCCUUCCAGGCCCACAGGUCAGUUUCCACCUUUCAAGGGGACUUUGUCAUCUUUAAUAUCCAGAAGCCACAGCUUCAAAGGAAGCCCAGCAGGGAUAAACAGCAAAGCAGCUUGCCCCACAAGGUUCAGCUGUCUCUGGAACUGAUGUGGCCUCGGGAUGAAUUCCUGGGGGUGAGUCAGGCACAGGGAGAGCGGGGGCUCUCAAGGCCCUUUGUGUUUAAAGGCAAAAGCAGCCAGGCUACAUGGAGGACCAGGCCCAGAUACCACAGGAAGUAUCAAGCAAGAUUCCAAGUAGAGAACUUUGGUAAGAGUCUACGGCAGUGUCUGAAGAGGACCCCAACAGGUCUCUCCGGGAUCUCAGCUAGGUUCCCAGUGAAGGUUCUGGGAACCAACUCUGAGAAGGAGUUUGGAAGACCCUUGAUAAGGGCCUUGGAGUGGGACCCAGGAAAAUACUUAGCCAGGGGCCCGGAUAAGAAACAUCUAGAAAAAACAUUAAAGGUUCAUUUGCAGAGGAAAUUGGGACAGAUCAGUGAGGGUCUGAUCCCUGUGACUGUGCGUCGAUCCUGGUUUGUGGCCAGCCAUGCUUUUCCCAAGUCCCAACCCCACAUGGAUAUCAGAAAUCUAGCACCCUUGAAGGAUCGGAAGCCCUGCAUAAACACCUCCCAUGAGCUGUCCUUCCUUUGUCCUAACAUUCAGCAGAAGCUGGAAACACACAUCAUAAGUUUUCGAGUGAGGCGUAAGUGGGACCUACCUCUCCAAACUGUUGAGCCCAUAGAUCUCCAACUACAUGAAGCUCAACCCUUGCCCUUUCCCCAGUCCCCCUUUCCAUGCUCAGCCACCUUUGUACCUAGGGCCCCUUCAAAAGCCACAUUUUACAAGUUCUUGGGGAAACCACCUCAGCCUCAUCCAGGAGAGAAGUAUAUAACUGAAAAGUCUGAUCCCACUUCAGGGAGUCCCCUGCCUAUUCCCUUACCCAUAUGUGAGCAAAUCCAGCAGGCCCUGGGAGGGACUUCACCUGGUGAUGGCCAUCAGUCCUCAGAGACGUCUUUAUCAGCACAGGAGGGCAGAUCACCUUCUCAGGCCUCCAUUCUCAGCCUCCUAAACAGAACCCUGCACAGCAAGACUAUUAUGGGGGCCAAGAAAGACAACCUGGAACCAAGUCCAAGUUUAUCAAUGGCCAGGAAUGAGCUAAAGGAGGAGAGUGGGGGUCAGACCUCACCAGACAAGGUAGCAACACUGAAGAUGAAGCUCAGGUCCCAAACUCCAAGGGCCAAAGGGGCCACGGAGGCGAUGGAGGCCAAGAAGGCCCCUGCUUGGAAAGUCACCUUAAGACCCAGUGGGCUGGCCAACAAAUCAGCCAUUUAUGUGGAUCUGAGGAGAUCAGGAUCUCCAGGUGCUAGGAAAAGCCCCUCACCAUCUACAGUGUUGGUUGCUCAAGAUCCAGGGGAGGUAAGCCUUAAGACAAAGGUUAGUAAGUUUGAGCUCCAAGAGAAGAUAGAGUCAGAGAACCAGCCUGAAGGCCAUACCACUGGUGUGCUUCCUCAAGAUUCUCCCAGGGACAUCCUCCUUCCAGACUCUGCCACUUGUGUGCUUGUCGAAGACCGUGGCACCAAUGUGCUCCUGCCAGACUCUCACACCAAUGCCGUCCUUGCUGCAGACAUCUUGACCACUCAAGAGUCACCCUCCUGUUCCCAAAGGGAACGUGCCAGUGGAGACACACCAGCUUCCCCGGUGUCACAUAACCUUAGCUCAAGUGGAUCAAGCAGUGAGGGGCAGCAAGAGCCCCGUGGACCAAAGGUUGAGGAACCAAGUGACAGCCAGAGCAACAGUGAGACCACUGAUGAGGAAAAGGACCAGAAGAGUCCCAAACCAGAAGAGAAUGAAGACAGGUGUGCAGAACCAUUGGCAAUCAGGGCUUCCCAAGCUAACGAGAUAGGCCACCCUCCCCAGGUCAGAGGAUCAGGAGAGAGCCUUGGGAGCAAAUACCUCCGGCUCAUGCCACCAGAAAAGGCACAUGUUUUUCCGGAAAGCCACUUUAGACAAAGGAUGAAGAAUUUUCUGCAGUGCCUUAAUCCCAAUAAAAAAAGCAAAGGAUUGGAAGGCCCCCUUCAAAAAGGCAAGCCUGCGUCAGCUCCUGUCCAGAGCUGGGUGCCAGUCAGAAGCAGAUCGGUUAUGGACAACAGGGCUGCUGAAACUCAGAAGAUCGUGACAGCUGUAGGACAAGUCCUGGUGGAAAAAUUGGGACUCCACCAAGGAAUUCGGGCCUCAGAGAUGUAUCAGCACAAGGAAUUGCAGGCCCCAGUACAUAGGCGUUCUUGCCCCCACAGGGCUUUCGUCUCCAUAGACCAGAAAAGAGUGAUGGGAGGGAUAGCCUCCAAUCAGCAAGGCACCCCCAAGGGUCACAGCUGCCCUGGCAAGAGCCAGCUGACCAGAGACAGGAAUGACGAGUGGGAAAGCCUCCCCAGGGACCUGGGGCCCCCAGGCAGACCAGGCCAGCACCGGCCGAUGGCGGCAGGUAUCUCCUCCGGUCGAGUUCACCAUUAUCCUACAUGCAGUCUUCGAAAAUGUGUCUCAACCCAUCAGGCAGAGAGCGCUUCACACAUCUUUCCUGGUCAGAAAGAUUUCCUUCAAGAAAAAAUUGAGUAUAUACAAAGAAAGCCCAUUUUUUUCUCACAUUAGCACAUCCUCUGUGUGCUAAUGACAUCCCCGUGCCAC